AUGAUGUCGGAAGAGACUGGGCAGAAAAACAAUAAAGCUAACUGCACUGCUUUAGCAGAGCACACGAACGGGCUUACAAAACCAUCUGCACUAGUCACCAAACCUGGGGCAUCUAAGAAAUUAGUUAUAAAAAAUUUUAAAGAUAGACCAAAGCUGUCAGAUAAUUACACUCAGGAUACAUGGAAAAAACUCCAGGAAGCAGUCGGAGCCAUACAGAAUAGCACCUCAAUUAAAUACAACCUGGAAGAGCUGUAUCAGGCAGUGGAAAACCUUUGUUCCUAUAAGGUAUCUGCUACACUGUACAAACAGCUCCGACAGGUCUGUGAAGAGCAUGUCAAAGCGCAGAUGCAUCAGUUCAGAGAAGAUUCUUUGGACAAUGUUUUAUUUCUUAAAAAGAUGAAUAAAUGUUGGCAGGAUCACUGUAGACAAAUGAUAAUGAUCAGAAGCAUUUUCUUAUUUUUGGAUCGAACAUACGUCCUGCAGAAUUCAAUGCUGCCCUCUAUUUGGGACACAGGUCUGGAGUUGUUCAGAAGCCAUAUAAUCAGUGAUAAGAUGGUCCAGAGUAAAACAGUUGACGGCAUUCUUCAGCUGAUUGAAAGAGAACGGAACGGGGAGGCUGUAGACAGAAGCUUAUUACGCAGCUUGCUAAAUAUGCUUUCAGACCUGCAGGUGUAUAAGGAUUCCUUUGAACAGAAAUUUUUGAAAGAGACUCAUCGUUUAUAUGCAGCUGAGGGUCAAAGCCUGAUGCAAGAGAGAGAGGUACCAGAAUAUCUUCACCAUGUCAACAAACGACUGGAGGAGGAGACGGAUAGAGUAAUAACAUACUUGGAUCAGAGCACACAGAAACAGCUAAUACUCACUGUGGAGAAGCAGUUACUCGGAGAACACCUAACAGCCAUCCUUCAAAAAGGGCUUCAUCACCUGCUGGAUGGAAACAGGAUAACUGAGCUCACCCUCCUGUACCAGCUCUUCAGCAGGCUCAAAGGAGGACUGCAGGUGCUUUUGCAACACUGGAGCGAAUACAUUAAGACCUUUGGAAGUGCACUAGUGAUGAUGCCUGAGAAAGAUAAAGACAUGGUUCAGGAGCUAUUAGACUUCAAGGAUAAAACAGACCAGAUCACUGAGGCAUGCUUCCAGAAAAAUGAAAAGUUUGUCAAUUCUAUGAAGGAAUCCUUUGAGACGUAUAUAAACAAGAGGCCCAACAAGCCUGCAGAACUAAUAGCAAAGUAUGUUGAUUCAAAACUACGUGCUGGAAAUAAAGAAGCAACAGAUGAAGAGCUGGAGAGAAUACUGGAUAAGAUAAUGAUCAUCUUCAGGUUCAUCCACGGUAAAGAUGUGUUUGAGGCAUUUUACAAGAAAGAUCUUGCCAAGAGGCUGCUGGUUGGGAAGAGUGCUUCAGUAGAUGCUGAGAAAUCAAUGCUGUCCAAACUGAAACAUGAAUGCGGAGCUGCAUUUACCAGCAAACUAGAGGGGAUGUUUAAAGACAUGGAGCUGUCGAAAGACGUCAUGAUUCAAUUCAAACAGUUUAUGCAGAAUCAAAGUGACCCAGGCAACAUAGAACUCACAGUUAAUAUCCUCACGAUGGGAUACUGGCCUACGUAUAUACCUAUGGAGGUGCACCUUCCUCCUGAGAUGGUGAAACUUCAAGAAGUAUUCAAGAUGUUUUACCUUGGCAAGCACAGUGGCAGAAAGCUGCAGUGGCAACCCACACUUGGACAUGCUGUUCUCAAAUCCGAGUUUAAGGAGGGUAAGAAGGAGCUUCAGGUGUCCCUCUUCCAGACACUUGUCCUUCUCAUGUUCAACGAAGGAGAGGAGUUCACCUUCGAUGAGAUUAAAACAGCUACUGGAAUAGAGGACGGUGAGCUGAGAAGAACUCUACAAUCUCUUGCCUGUGGAAAAGCUCGAGUUCUCAUUAAAAACCCCAAGGGAAAAGAUGUGGAAGAUGGUGAUAAAUUCAUAUUUCAUGCUGACUUCAGGCACAAGUUAUUCAGGAUAAAGAUAAACCAGAUACAGAUGAAAGAAACGAUCGAGGAGCAAGUGAACACCACGGAGAGAGUGUUUCAAGACAGACAGUACCAGAUAGACGCUGCCAUUGUCCGCAUCAUGAAGAUGAGGAAGACUCUGAGCCACAACCUUCUUGUGUCUGAGCUCUACAAUCAACUCAAAUUCCCAGUCAAGCCUGGAGACUUGAAGAAGAGAAUUGAAUCCCUCAUUGACAGAGACUACAUGGAGAGAGAUAAGGACAACCCCAACCAGUACCAUUAUGUGGCAUAAAUCUCCCUCCGGUGGCAAUUCUCACCUCGCCUGCAGAGCAUUGGCAAAACAAAAAGGACUGAGCUGCUUCCAGCUUUGCUGCCAGCACAUGUCAAAGCGCGGGAUAACUCAAGCAGUGGCAUGCACUGCGGGGAAGACAACACACCGGUUUAGCUCACCGUCACUGUUUUGAGUUUUUAUAUAAUUUCUUUUUCUGAAAUACUUUUUUCAGUUUUGCUUUUAGUUUCUUUUGUUACUGAGAUGCCCCCCAUUUGGCUCCCCCUGUUGUUAACAUAGUCCAACAGAUGCAGGGGAAGCAGAAAAUAAUGCUUGUGUUUGCAUAUAGAAUCCGUACCCUUCACGCUCUUCCAGGCCCUGCCACGAUUACUGGGUUGUUUGUCAACAAAUAAUCGAGGCACCAAAUUGCGAGGCACAGAUGUUAUUUUUGUAGAGCUUGCCAUUGUUAAACAUAAUUGGGUCUGUGCACAAAAUGCAUCAUCUUUAUUCUCUUAGCGGUUGAUCUCCUGCUCUGUGAAGAAAGGAGUCUUAUUACAAAGUGCCAAGCAGAGCAGGCUUCAAGUUCUACCGAUUUUUUUUCUCAGUUUUGUUAUCUAGCACAAUCGGAAGUGUGUCUAUUUCGAGUAAAGUAUAGCACUUGUUUAGCCAAAGCGUUUCUUGUUUAGCCUGAUUAACACUUCAUUUCAUUUUACUCACCUGAGUAGAUUGUUUUGAUGCAUUGCAGUUUGCCUGGGGGUGGGGGAUAAAAAUGUACAGGGAGAAAUGUAAAGUGCAAUUUACUGUUUCAAUUAAUAAUUGCCAGAAUUUGGGCUUUGUAAAGGAAACUGUUAAUGUUAAUGAAACAGGGAAGGUCUGUUUUGUGGAAACGACACCUUGGUUCACAUUGUAAAUAUGUUGUUCGGUAUGUGAAACAGAAAAGAGAAAAAAAGAUUUGAGAAUUGUAUGGGUUAUGUAACGGCGAUGUGGCGUGAGUUGUACACUUGUAGAUGGAUUAUGUUAAUAAAAACUGCUGUAUUUGCUAAGUACUGUAAAAUAGCUUGUCUGAUUUUAUUGUAUUACUGGGUUAUAUAAUGUGCAUUCUUUGUAAUCGUAGUGGUCCUACCUGUUUAAAAUCAAUUCAGCUUCAGUAUUAUUGUCACUGCUCCCCUUGUCUUUCUCUUUGUUAACAUUUCAUGUUUGAUACCAUGUUGAAAAUGUUCCGAUUCAUAUCUGAUUCAGGAUCUUAUCACCUGUUGAUUGAGUUCAGUAUAUUUCAGUAUAUUUAUCUAGUUUUUUUCAGGAGGCUCUUGACAAUCUUGUGUUACAUUCUUGAGACCCAACCAAAAACACACCAUUUACAUUAUCUGACAAAUUGGUUUUAGCUGUCAGGCAUUGGGUCUAGAGGACCCUGAAUGACUUGAAUGCAUUAUAAAAGUACUAAACAUGCUGAUAGCUGAAUGAACUAACAGUAUACUGUAAAUCUUCACUAUUUAGGUCUCCUGUUAAUCCAAACAUGUAUUUUCAUUUUUAACAAAUGAUGGGCGUGUCUACUCCUUUGUAGUAUAUUCCGUUUGGAAUAUAACUAGAGAAGUGUUCAUUCAAUUGUAAUGGAACUUGGGAUAGCGCAGGUUAUUGACAGUGUCAGGCAUCUUCAUGCAUGUAGUGCACAUGCAACCCUGUGGAGUUAAUGUGUAAUUUGUUUUGAACAAAAAAAAAAUGUGCAGAUCAAUUUAUUCUGUUGUCAAAAAGUAGUAAAACUGUUUUGAAAUCUCA
Molecule: messenger RNA, 4023 nt
Organism: Acipenser ruthenus (sterlet)
Lineage: Eukaryota; Metazoa; Chordata; Actinopteri; Acipenseriformes; Acipenseridae
Product: cullin-4A-like
Exons: 20
Coding region: 1-2274 (757 amino acids)
Biological process (GO): protein ubiquitination; DNA damage response; ubiquitin-dependent protein catabolic process
Cellular component (GO): Cul4A-RING E3 ubiquitin ligase complex
Molecular function (GO): ubiquitin protein ligase binding
Source: RefSeq, a predicted model, not a curated record